GAGGAGCGGUAUUUCGUCGCGUGACGCUGUGGCGUACGCAUCGAUCGAUCCGCGCUCGACAGGACCGAACAGCAAGAGACGUAGGGUGGAUCGCAUCAUCGCGCAAUAAUAUAUAUCGCGGGGCCGAAAAUCAAUCCCUCUCCCUGAACGUCGUUCCAUCCGCAAGAGUAAUCGCCGAGGCGAGAAGAAGGCGGAGAAGUCGACGUCGAAAGCCGGCCGCGAGAUGCUGAAGAAAUUACUCGGCAAGUCCGGCCGCAGGAUCCUGCGGGCGAUCAAAAAGCUGUCCACCAAGAGUCGCAAGGCCAAGAAAUCGUGCAAUCCUAGUUCCUGGCACACGGCCAUCCCGGACCUCGAGACGACCUCGCUCUCGUGGUCCCUGCCAUCCUUGGACGCCAAGAGCAUCGACACGUACAUGACGUACGUCGCCGAGAACCAGGAGGACUGCACGUCGAGUUGUUGCUGCUGCGACGAGUACGAGGAGAACCAGAGGAACGAGAACAGAGAAAACGAGAUGAUAAUCUAACGUCCGUGUCGUUAAGCGACAUGGCUCGCUCGUUUUGUCUCUCGGUCAAAUUCGCCGGCGAAUUCGUGCCGCCUCCGAAAGGGUGGCUAGAAGAUGAGAAUCGCAAAGGCUGAUUCCUAACGAUAUUUAACCCUUAACCAGUGAGUAUCUGUUAUUUCUUUUCUCGGCAGAAUUGUUUUCGUUGGUUGCAACUAAUUGCAAAGCGACACCAAAGACUUUUCGAGAGCGUACAAUAUAAUCAGUUAAGGGUUAAACACGAUCCCUCCGUAAUCCGUUCCACGCACAGAGAGCAUUUUGCUCUCUUUUAUUUUUCGAGAUGUAUCAUCGAGAUGAGAGAGAGAGAGAGAAAGAGAGAAAAGAUAUCUUGGAUUAAAUAUAAUCCUCGUAUCAGACGAUUUUUGCAGCGUAUUAUCGCGAGAUAAGAAUGCGAAGAAGAGGUAAAAUGGUUUAUUUCUAAUUAGUCUUCCAAUCUAGAUUUAUCGACUUACUCUUUUUUAGUUUGCGUUUUUACGCUCAUUUUGAUCUCAUCUUAUAUAAUAUGGUCUCAUUUAAUUUCACCAGAUGCAUUUAUUUAUUGUCACACAUAUUCGUCUCGUUAUAAUUACAAUAGCUUGCAAUUAGCUACACGAAGAGAAUUUUCUCUUAAAAUUUAUCCUGAAAAUCAUAGUAAAUGU
Molecule: messenger RNA, 1197 nt
Organism: Nylanderia fulva
Lineage: Eukaryota; Metazoa; Arthropoda; Insecta; Hymenoptera; Formicidae
Source: RefSeq, a predicted model, not a curated record